Molecule: messenger RNA, 3579 nt
Organism: Aplysia californica (California sea hare)
Lineage: Eukaryota; Metazoa; Mollusca; Gastropoda; Aplysiida; Aplysiidae
Product: formin-like protein 5
Exons: 2
Coding region: 171-2744 (857 amino acids)
Source: RefSeq, a predicted model, not a curated record
AGAGUUAUGUAAUUCACUCAGUCAAAGAUGUUACUAGCCGUCGUUUCAUUCCUCUGUCCGUGUGUAUGAAGUUUUCCGGUGGUCAGUUCUGAAGUUUUCCAGUUGUCACUUCCACCACGGCUCCUGGGAAGAGUGAGAAUGUGUCGGCCGCUGGCCCUCCUGGAGUACCCAUGUCCAGUCUAGGAUGUAGCUAUGUCCAGCCCAGGAUGAGCCCAUGGACACUACCAGACAGCGGCGGUGGUGGAGCGGGCACAAUGACGUCAUCGGGACGUCACACCAGCCACGGCCACCAGGGUGACCCGUUGACCUCUGACCCCGCCCGUGUGACCUUACACCUGAUCGCCGACACGCACGAGGUCUACCCUCUCAUUGACCUCUAUCAGCCUGUACUGGACUGGGUUGACCCCAACUUGCACCUCUUCCGGGUCACGGAGCAUGCGCACACAGCUGCUACAGACGUUACGUCCGGGAGUCGGUGCCGGGAACACAGCGUGACGAGGGAUGGGUCAAGUGGUCAGCCCAAUGACCAGUGUCCUGACCUGCCUGCGAUAGCUGUGAUGGUCUUCCUUCGGACGCCCGACACGGCGAGCUCAGAACUGGGUCAGGACGGACUCCGAGAGCGGGAGAGACUGGAAAGCGCGCGAAAUCUGUUCCGCUACAGGCCCUGGAAGUUUCACCACAGCGAGAAACUAGGUCAAGGCAAAAUCAACGCGGUCCCUGGUGCCUCGCGCGAGUUUUUCUACACGUCACGUGACCUCCCGCUGUGGGCCUUGAGGCACGUGCAUUACGGUCGUGAGCACGUGCGGUAUGUCUUAUACACCACGGAGGACUCUUGGCCGGACCAAGUGCACUUCUACAGACUCAUCCUGGGGAUCGAACCCGAUCUCCUCAGAGACGACUUCUGCUUGUUCACCCUCCACGCACAGCCCGAGUACGACGUUCAGUUCGCGCUGAAGAGAGUCGAACCCGGGACGCAGGUGCUGAGACUGGACAGCGUGCACAUCCAGGUGAAGGUCAAAGACAUCGGUCAGCUGGUCCCGCUGUUCCCCAACGUGUGCCGUCCUGUGAGUGACGUCACGUGGCAAACAACAGACCACGAGGGCAACACAGUCGUCCUGGAUGUGGUCCGGACCCCGCUCGGGCCUGGACUCGGCUCGCAAAAGACUAAGAGCUCUGUCUCGCGCAGGAACUCUGCGCCUCCCACAAACGCUGUCAGAAAACGUGAGGGACUUCAGAGCCAAACCAGCGACCAAUCAGCAUAUCAGAACCAAACCAGCGACCAAUCAGCAUAUCAGAACCUAACGAGCGACCAAUCAGCAUUAUAUCAAAACAUCGCAGCAGCACCCACCUCUAAAAAUGGCAUCUACCGAAACUUUCCCGUGUCAGAAGACCGGAACUAUCGUAUCCGCCCCGUACUUUCAGACGGCGGCGAUAUUCGUGAUAUCAAUCGACUCUCGACCGCUGAAAGUGUCGUGUUCGAUACUCACUCGGGUGACGUCAGCGCUGACGACUUCGACCUACCUCAUGUGACGUCAUCCCGAAUGAAUGUGACCCCGGAAGAGGACGAGGAGAGUUUGACCUUGACCAACACGUCAGAGGAGAGCGGUAUUCAGGUGCACCAGGGGUCGGAUGACUUGUCCUUCUGUGAGGACGAGCCUCUCAAACCGUGUCUCCACAAAGUCCGAGCCUCCAGAAUUCGAGCUGUGAAGUUCCGUGUACGCUUCAAGGAAGAGGUGGAAGCGUUUGAGGACGAUGUGUUUAGUAGACUCUCCUCCGGCAUCGAUUCUGAGGAUCAGAGCGACGACGAGAUGGCGACGAGUUUCCGAUACAUACCGCAGUCCACGACACCAUCGUCGCUGGGGGAUUCGAACCCGCCUCCUCCGUCUUCAACAGCUGUUGGUCCUACAGACUGGACCACAUGUCCACCAAACGGUCAAGAAAAUGGUGUCGGGAGCAGUGACCACUUGGGUCAAGGGGCAGUAAUGGAUAGACUCACACACCAACCAAAAAAUCCUCUGGAGGGAUCUGGUUCCAGACUCAUGACCGUGUCUGGUACAAUAGGAGGUCAAAGUUCAACAACAGGCCAGCCUCCCUCCUCGCCCCGCCCUCCGCCCACACAGAAAGAAAACCAAGACCCGCCUCCACCUCCAUACGUGCCCCCACCUCAUCGCCGCGCGCCCAAUAGCUCCUCCCCCUUGUCAUCGGACAAUGUCAACUGUGCUACGCCACGCCCCCUUCACCCUCCUCCCUACUCACACAGACACUCCUCCACCCCCAGUCCCGGUAUACCCAUUGGGAAAGCUCCGCCCAGCUACGAUUCUAUUCGCUCAUCUCGGAGUUUCUCCUCCCCCUCGCCCCUCCCCUCGCCGGCAGACAGCGGCAGACUGUCCCACCCGCAGUAUUCUUCCACAAACGGCAACUCCCCUCGCCCGCCUUCCUCCUGCAGCAUUACCUCCCCUGGCCCCGCCGCCCUUCCCGCCCGCCCGGAGUCGCGACAGUCUCAGUACGUCACAGGACCGUGUCUGAAAACCCUGGACCAGAACCUCAACCCCUCCCCUUCCCCCUCCCCCUCCCCCCGACAGCAAACUGUGUCCGGUGUGAAGUCGGUAGACCGCCCGUCCAGGAAAGACGCCAACUCUUCUUGCGGGCAAGAGGAGACUCCCCUUAAGUUCACCUUAAAGUUUGACACUUGUCCUACCUCAGGGCUAAAGUCCCGCGAGGAACAGAUCGGAUUCUAUGUGUGACACCAGCUCAUUUUUCCAGACAAUUUCACUUCAUUAUAGUUAUUAUUGUGAAUCUUGCCAAAGUCAGAGAAAUCCGCCAGUACAUUUUUCGUAAUAGAUCUAAUUAUAAUUUGCAAAAGGUCUGGGUUUUCUUUUCAAAAAAAGGUUUUCUCGAAUGAAAUAUUGAAAAUAAUAGAAGACCUCAUUGGAAAUUAUUUAUGUUGCAAAACUGAAAUUAUUGAACUACUAACUUUAACAUUAUUAUUAUGUUAUGGCUUUCUUCCCUAAUGUAUUCUCAAAAACUGUCAAACAAACUUUUAAGGUGCUUAGUUCACAGUGAGAGGCCCUCCUUAAAAUGGGAUCUAUUAAGGAAAACUGUCAAUGUCCAGCAUGUUUUGAACUUCAAAAUUUGGUUUUCUCUAAAUCUGAAAGUGUAACUUUGAUCAGUUUGCCAUUGUGGUCUUCAUGUGAAAUGCUGAUCAGGAACUUUCUUGGAAUGUGGAUUAAAAUUGAUAGGGGUAAUGUUGAAGAUGUUUAACUCCUACUGUAAUGUUUGUUUUGAGUACUACUAAAACUGAAUGUUGUAAAGUAUUUCUUUUCGGCGCCAAAGUUUAUCUAUAAUUGACCUAGUUCCUUUCUGAGCAAGCAUCAGAACGUACAUGGGGAAGGUUUGACCUAGAAAUAAUCUUCCAAGGGUUGUCCAGUUGGACAUACUACUGACCGCCCUCUGGUAGUCUCUUUGCUGUCGCCUGCAAUAGGUGAGAGUUUGAUUCCAACUCGGAGCAGCUUGGCGUGUCCAAGAUCAGCGCACUCCUUGUGUUGGCGUGGAGUACAACCAACACAGCUACUGGCGAGC